AUGCUGUCUUUCACCCGAAGUCGCAGGUCUAUUUACCUGUUGCUGGCUUGCGCGGCAACAUCAAUAUGUCUGAUCAAUCUCCUUUAUCUCACAGAGACGGUGGACAGUCCGCGCUUGUCUGGGUUCACCUUUUUUGGAAGACCAAAGCCUGUAGGGGAAUAUGCCCACGAUGGACAUCCGAUUGUUGGUCUUAUGCGGGAAGCCAACCGCCAAUGGCUGGCAUACGAUAACAGUCGCUCGACAAAUUUCCGCCGGACAGUGGCCAAGUACCGUGAGACAUAUGGACGGCACCCACCUCCGGGCUUUAAAGAGUGGUAUAUGUUUGCGCGCCAAAACAAUGCGCAUAAUGUGGACGACUUUCAGCAAAUUACCGGCGACUUGCGACCGUUUUGGGCAUUAGCUCCAGCCGAUAUCCGGAAAAUGGCAGCCAAGCUCCAGCAUAGCGAUGGAAUUGCUGGUGUGCGUAUCCGGGACCACGAGGUUUCUAUCGAUGUGGAAAGCUGGCGACCAGAGACCUUGCGGCACUCGAUCAAACGUAUCGCCAAGUAUCUUCCAGAUAUGGAUAUUGCGCUCAAUGUCAUGGACCAGCCUCGAGUCAUGGUUACCUAUAAUGACACACAGGAACAUCUUCGCUUGGAAGUACUCAGCAGAAGUCUGCCGAGCGAUGCGCUUGAUCAAUUCACUUUGGGAAUGGAUCAUCUGUAUGAGAAAGAUUCUACUAUUGAGGGUGUGGAACCAGAAUGGUUUUCGAUCGCAGGACGGCCAUAUAUGAACUUCGCCAAUGAAUCAUGCCCACCGGAUUCUCCUGCUCGCACCAAUAUCACGAUCAAGAACGCCGAUAAACUGUACAAGUCGCCGUCGGCUGGUUUCAUCACUAAUUUCACGGCCUCCUCGGAUCUGUGCACGGUCGGUCCUGUUCUGGGAGACACUCAUGGUUUCUUGUUUUCGGCAUCCAGCAAUGUCAUUUCGAGAAAAUUGCUCCCGGUUUUCAGCGAGUGCAAGGUCAGCGUGAACAACGAUAUCUUAUUCCCCGCGAACAUGUACUUCAUGGACGACAAGCGGUAUGUCUACAAUUCGCGCCACGAUAAUGAAUGGGAAGACAAAUCCGACACCCUCCUUUGGCGUGGCGUCACCUCUGGAGGAAUCCAAGUUGCGGAUAAUUGGCACAAGCUGCAUCGUCAACGCUUUGUACAGGCCGCCAACGGCACCGAAAUGGAAUCAAAAACGGUUCCAAUCCUCGUCGAGAACAACAUGAAGCAGUAUCGAAACUUCUCCGCCUUCAACCCCAGUAACUUUUCAUUGGAUCAUUUCGACGUUGGCUUCACUGAGGCCUGGGGUUGUAUUCCCAACUGCUCCUUCUAUGACGAUGUUUGGACAUACAAAGAGCCGAAGGACUUCAGUCAGCAAUUUAAAUCAAAGUAUCUUGUCGACAUCGACGGACACAGCUUCUCCGGCCGCUGGCGUGCCUUCCAACUCAGCAAAUCCCUAGGCAUCAAAGCCACCAUCUUCCGCGAAUGGCACGAUUCCCGACUCUUCGCCUGGCGCCAUUUCGUCCCGAUGGACAAUCGCUACGAUGAUCUAUAUGCCUUGAUGACUUACUUCAUUGGCCUGGGUAACUCAUCAUCCAGUAUGUUGCCCGGGUCUGAGGAACUAUAUGUACAGAGCCACGACUUCGAAGCUGAGGUGAUUGCCGCUCAGAGUCGGGAGUGGGCGCAGCAGGCACUGCGCAAUGAAGAUCUCGACAUUUAUCUCUAUCUUCUUUUGCUUGAAUAUGGUCGCAUUACGGAUGAUAAUCGUGAUAGCAUUGGGUACAGUGGAGACGGAAGCGAGCUAGAUUCCUUUGAUGCGCAAUACCCUUUUGCUAUGCCCAUACAGAUGGUUGUUGGUGAUCACCCUGAUACCCCUUGA
This is a messenger RNA of Penicillium nucicola, 1908 nucleotides long. RefSeq lists its product as uncharacterized. The coding region runs from base 1 to 1908 and encodes 635 amino acids. The transcript has a single exon. NCBI's taxonomy places the organism in Eukaryota, Fungi, Ascomycota, Eurotiomycetes, Eurotiales, Aspergillaceae. The record is from RefSeq and is a predicted model, not a curated record.